CAAGAGAAGGGAAGAGGAAACAAGGUGUUCAGCUGAAAGUAAUCGUUUGUUAAAGACUUCUUUCAGAGGCCUACACUAAAGCAAUCUGAAUCUUAUUUGUUUAGUUUAAGCUUGUAAAUGAAGCACAGAGACAGUGAAACAGCAAAGCUAAAAAGGGGGGUGAUCCGAGUGACGUCCAACCAGCAAUUUUACAUACAACGUUCCUCAACCUGAGCUCAUGGACUGUUGAGAACUCAUAAUUCAAAAUGAAGCCAGUGUUUUUCAGCAUGACUGUCCUGCUCAUUUCCUACAACUGUUUGAGCGAACACAUUUACACAUAUUUCGGUCUGGUCAUCUGCUUCAUGCUCUGGGCUAAAACCAUAUUCCACACAGAAAAUGGCUUGUCCGAUGGAUUUGGCCGGGCAGUGUUGAUUACAGGUUGUGAUAGUGGAUUUGGACAUCACCUUGCAAAGGCACUGGACCACAUGGGCUUCACUGUGUUUGCCGGAUGUUUAUAUCCUGAAGGUCCUGGGGCUCAGAGUCUGGUUGAAGAAGGCUCUGACCGUGUGAAGGUGCUCAAGCUGGAUGUGACCAAAGAUGAAGAUGUCUGCUUGGCCAAGAAUUUUGUGCAAGCAAAUUUGCCAGAGAAGGGUCUCUACGCUGUGGUGAAUAAUGCUGGAAUCAGUGACUGGGGAGAGACCGAGUGGAGCACUGCCAAGGACUUCCAGAACAUGGCUGAUGUUAACCUCUUUGGUGCCAUCAGAGUAACCAUCCCAUUCUUGUCACUCAUUAGAGCAUCCAAAGGUCGUAUGUUAUAUGUGUCAAGCAUCUUAUCUUUCUUCAACUGUCUGAACAUGGGAGCAUACAGUGUGUCCAAGCGGGGACUGGAGGCAUUUGCAGACUGCUUGAGAGUAGAGAUGGCCAGUUUCGGGGUUAAGGUCAGUAUUAUUCAGCCUGGAAAUUUUGGCAUAGCCACAAAGAUUCUGCACAAGAAAACCCCACAAGACGUAUGGGAUGAAUUUGAUGAUGCACGUAAACUAACAUUCAACCAGAAAUACAUUGAGAUGGCAUGUGAAUAUUUUAAUUCAUUGUGCACUUCAGGAUUUAAAGAUUGCUCUAUGGUUGUCAAUGCCAUGUUACAUGCUCUCACUGCUCCCAAACCUCAAACCCGAUACCUGCUUGUUUCCUGGAGAGAAAUGUUUUUUUUCUACAUAUGCCCUUUUCUCCCAACUUUUAUUACUGAUUCUGUGUUUCAUGCAAGUUCCAUGUAUCGCAAGCGUAAAGAAAUGCUUUACUUAUAAUUAGUUUAUUCAUAAUCAGAACAAGAAAGCUUGCUUUACAUAGAUGACUCAAGUCCUAAGUGUUGCUGUAAGACAGAUGUAACUCUAACAUGAGAUGUUGCAAAGUUUUUCUGGACAACUGUACACAAACAUAUGUUCUAAAACAUACUUUACCAUAAAUGUGUGUUAUUUACUCCUUUCACUUUGCUCUCUGAGUAAAAACAUAAUAAACUGUCAUAAUUAA
This is a messenger RNA of Carassius gibelio (silver crucian carp), 1503 nucleotides long. RefSeq names its product retinol dehydrogenase 7-like. The transcript has 6 exons. The record is from RefSeq and is a predicted model, not a curated record. Lineage: Eukaryota; Metazoa; Chordata; Actinopteri; Cypriniformes; Cyprinidae. Gene Ontology annotation, molecular function: oxidoreductase activity. Bases 246 to 1280 code for a protein of 344 amino acids.